GUGAGUGAGUGAGAGAGUGAGAGAGAGAGGGAUCAGGCCCAGCUUUCCCCUCCCGUCAGGUGCGAGCAGCUGAGGCGACGCCAGGAUGUCCGGCCCAGCUCAGAAGACGCAGAGCCGCGCCAUUCCCACCAUCCGCAGGGUGGUCGUCAGCGACUCGGCGCAGCUGCCGCACGACUUCAGCACCACCCCCGGCGGCACCCUCUUCAGCACCACCCCGGGAGGCACCCGUAUUAUUUAUGACCGCAAGUUCCUCAUGGAAUGCCGCAACUCCCCUGUGGCCAGGACUCCUCCGCGUGAUCUUCCCAACAUCCCAGGUGUCACAAAUCCCAAUACCACAGAGAAGGUGAAGCCAGUGGUGAACCAUGUAAACAGCCACGAAGAGAAGGCAGCUGGUGGAGAUGACGCCCAAUUUGAGAUGGACAUUUAAGGAACACCAUGUGGUCUUCUCCAGGGUGAGAGGAUUUGGUCCUGGACCCUCUCCAUUUGGGUCUUUGCACCAGCCCAGACGUCUUUUCCAAGCCACCAGCAAACUUUUUUUUCCCCAUUGAUGGAAUCCACCCACUUCUGCGAAGCUACAGACAGUGACAUUUCCUUCAAAUGCUGUGAAAAGUGCACGUGCUUUACGUGGCAGAGCAUCUGCUGUUCUAAUUGGCAACAACCGUUGUGAAAGAGGGGCAGUCUCAUGGGUUCUUGAUCUAUUUAACCUGGUUUCAAUUUAAAACUCCUUUGGUGAUCAAGGCCAAAGGCUAACCUUUCAGAGGUAAUUUUUGUUGAGAGGGAGGGAAAAGAGAGGGACAAGGAAAGCCAAUGAAAUAAAAUGAGAUUAAUUCAUUUGAA
This is a messenger RNA of Amblyraja radiata (thorny skate), 837 nucleotides long. Its product is annotated as eukaryotic translation initiation factor 4E-binding protein 1. Lineage: Eukaryota; Metazoa; Chordata; Chondrichthyes; Rajiformes; Rajidae. Gene Ontology annotation, cellular component: cytoplasm. Gene Ontology annotation, biological process: negative regulation of translational initiation. Gene Ontology annotation, molecular function: eukaryotic initiation factor 4E binding. The record is from RefSeq and is a predicted model, not a curated record. The coding region runs from base 86 to 427 and encodes 113 amino acids. The transcript has 3 exons.